CACCAUUAUACUAACCCCGAUUCACGCUUCAUUCAUAAACAUUUCCUCUCUCUCUUUCUCUCCCUGCCUUUUCUGCUUUCUGAGAUUUCAUUUCAUUUUCGAUUCUCGCAUUAGAGAUAUUUACAGGCAGGGAGAUUUUAAUAAGCGUUUGCAAAGAUGAUUGAGGAAUUGAUUACCAGGACUUUGAUCUUGGUGUUUGGAUAUGCAUAUCCUGCAUUCCAAUGUUUCAAAACAUUGGAGAAAAACAAAAUUACGGUUCCAGAACUUAGGUUCUGGUGCCAAUAUUGGGUAAUUGUGGCGCUAAUAUCAAUUCUGGAGAGGGUUCUUGAUAUAUUUAUUUCAUGGAUCCCUUUCUACCGAGGAAUAAAGUUACUAUUGUACAUUUACUUGUGGCAUCCCGGCACUAAGGGAACCACAUACAUGUACGACAAGGCGGUGCAACCUUACGUUUCGAAGCACGAAGCGACAAUAGAUUGGGGUAUAGCAGAAUUGAAGCAAAGAUCCUGGGAUUUGGUAGUUCAUUAUUGGUACAAAAGCGUAGACAUGAGCUCAAAAAACUUUAUACAAUGUCUUCAGUUAUUGAUGACUCAAGUCAUGAACGCUGCAUUAUCGAGACCUCAAUCACAGGAGGGUCAAUCCAAAGACGAUUCGGCGUCGGCAGCGCAGGCGAACAUGCCACCUGGAAUCUUCAAGCGAAACGUUUCCGAGAAGCCGAUGCCGCCGGGAACUGCCGGCAGCCCAACCCCUAAAUCGGACUUUAUAAAGGGUCAGGUUGAGGCGCGUCAACAACAAUUGAAGAGUAAAUAAAUCAAUUCAAUAUAGAUUAGGAGAUUUUGUUUUUAGAUUUUUGUAUUUUUAAUUCAUUUUAUAUUCCAAAUUUUGAAAAAAAUUGGAAAUUGUACAUUU
Molecule: messenger RNA, 906 nt
Organism: Salvia splendens (bonfire salvia)
Lineage: Eukaryota; Viridiplantae; Streptophyta; Magnoliopsida; Lamiales; Lamiaceae
Product: putative HVA22-like protein g
Exons: 8
Coding region: 157-807 (216 amino acids)
Source: RefSeq, a predicted model, not a curated record